Messenger RNA from Alnus glutinosa, 1652 nucleotides. RefSeq names its product D-ribulose kinase. Gene Ontology annotation, cellular component: cytosol. Bases 71 to 1528 code for a protein of 485 amino acids. The transcript has 9 exons. NCBI's taxonomy places the organism in Eukaryota, Viridiplantae, Streptophyta, Magnoliopsida, Fagales, Betulaceae. Gene Ontology annotation, molecular function: D-xylulokinase activity. Gene Ontology annotation, biological process: xylulose metabolic process. The record is from RefSeq and is a predicted model, not a curated record.
CGGAAUUUCCAAACUCCUCUCGCUUUAUCCACGAAGAGAGCAAAGCAGUGAAGCAUAGACUCAAGUAAACAUGCUUUCCCCAAUCCACCAUCCCACUGCCUCAUUCCAGUUCCUCUGGCGGCCCUCGUUACCAAAACACAGGUGUUGUAGUUCAAGAGGUGGGUUAUGUGAUAUUGCAAGGAAACCAAGACCAAAAACAAUGAUUUUUGCGAGCCGCGAAGGUAACCCAGAAGUGGGUCUUCAAGUCGGGGAGCGGCUCUAUCUUGGAAUGGACUUUGGGACGUCUGGUGCUAGGUUUGCGCUCAUAGACAAGCGAGGGACAAUUCACGCUGAAGGAAAGAGGGAGUAUCCGCUAUAUAAGAGCAAAGACACAAUAGAUUGGAUAGAUUCUUGGAAAUCAACGCUUCUCUCACUGCUUGAAGAUGUUCCAUUUCAUCUUCGCCAGCUUAUUGCUUCCAUUUCCAUUGAUGGGACUUCUGCAACUACUAUAAUUAUAGACAGCACGACAGGAGAACCAUUGUGGAGACCUUUCCUCUACAAUGAGAGCUGUUCUGAUGCUUUACCGAAAGUAAAGUCUAUUGCUCCUGAAAACCAUACAGUUUGUGCCGGGUCCUCGACUCUGUGUAAGCUCGUCUCAUGGUGGAAUGUUUUCGAUUCAAAUAAAGAUUCUGCAGCAUUGUUGCAUCAAGCAGAUUGGCUGUUGUGGCUUCUUCAUGGAAAUCUUGGAGUGACCGAUUACAAUAAUGCUUUGAAGGUAGGAUAUGAUCCUGAACUCGAGUCAUAUCCACCCUGGUUGCUCUCACAGCCGUAUUCUAAACUUCUGCCUUCUGUCAAAGCUCCCGGAAGUCCAAUUGGCUUUUUAAAAGAGGACGUUAGAACACAAUAUGCUUUUCCAAAAGAUUGUGUUGUAUGCACUGGAACCACUGAUAGUAUAGCCGCCUUUCUUGCUGCUCGCGCAACACAACCAGGGAAAGCUGUCACUUCUUUGGGUUCAACCCUUGCUAUAAAAUUACUGAGCACCAGUAGGAUCGAGGAUGCACGAUAUGGGGUGUAUAGUCAUCGUCUUGAUGAUAAGUGGCUAGUUGGAGGUGCUUCAAAUACUGGUGGAGCUGUUCUUCGACAAAUUUUUAAUGAUGAGCAGUUGGAGAACUUAAGUGAACAGAUUAAUCCCAUGAAAACUUCUCCACUAGACUACUACCCUCUGCCAACGGUUGGAGAGAGAUUUCCCAUGGCAGAUCCAAAGAUGGCUCCUAGGUUACAUCCACGGCCAGAAAGUGAUGUUGAGUACUUGCAUGGGAUUUUAGAAUCAAUUGCACGUAUCGAGGCAAAGGCUUAUGGCUUGCUGAAGGAACUAGGAGCAACCCCAGUUGAAGAGGUGUUCACGGCUGGAGGUGGAGCAAAAAAUGGGAAAUGGACCAAGAUACGCGAGAGAGUACUUGGUUUGCCUGUGAGCCGGGCAAUUCAGACAGAGGCUGCCUAUGGAGCUGCUUUACUGGCAUUGAAGGGUGCCCAACAAUGUGUCCAGUGAGAGCAGAGUAGAGGUGCUAGGAGAAAGCCAACUUUGAGCAAUGAAUCUAAUCAACUUGUUUAUUCUGUCGAUACAAAAUAUAUGAUAAUGCAUCAAUAAAACACAAAAAUUGCAAACCUGAAAA